GUACAUGACGUGAACCCAACGCUGACUGCGGACAGGUAAUUGGACGCAUGACGUCACACGAUUAGCGCCGCUGCGAAAGGUUUUCGGGUUCAGGUGAUGUUCAGGUUGAAUUCCGCCCGCUGAUUGUCUUAGACGAUGGAAGCCUUUCAGGUGGCACUCGUCCGUACGAGGGGCUGAACAUGAAGGCUACCAGCGGUCACGACUGUCUGAGACUCCGCGUACUGUCGUGUUUGUUUGUCUUGCACAUAUCUGCGCGCGUGGCUGGGAACAUGGCCUCUCCGACACAAUUUGGCGUCGCCAGUACAGAAGUUCGCCGAAAUCGACACCCAAAACAGAGGAACUCCGAAGAUGAAGCUAUGCGACUCAUGUUAAGCCUAUACAGGAUAGCGGUGGAUGCAAAUGGACGACCAAAGCAGCACAAGUUAUUUGGGUCCAACACUGUAAGGCUGCUUCAAGCGUCCAGCGCUGAAAAACACUUUCUCCGGAAUUCAAGUGACCUUCAGUAUACCUACACAGUCAAAUAUGAACUGGAGAACCUCUCGUUGGACAAAUUGGUGAGGGCCUCUUUUAUGCACCUGAGGUCUCCUGUGUCAUCGCAUCUUCCUUUUAUCUGUGAGGCAAGAGUCACGUCACUUCAAGAUCUUCCUGCAGGUGAGCGUGUCAUCAUGGGUCCUCGAAGCCUGUGGACCGAAUCUGAUGUCACAAGCCACGUGUCCGAGUCGAAAGAUGGCCAUGUGUCCCUCUUUGCUCAUUAUCGAUGCAUAAAACAAGAACUACAUGCCAGGUCUAUUACACAUCGAAAACGCUUCCCACCUCAACACCAUCUUCGAGCUCCAGUUUUGCUGCUCUUCUUGGAGGAGAACAAGCAGCCUGUGGAAUGGGGGAAGCACUUCACGCCCCUUUCUCGCCCCAGGAUCCGUCGGUCCAAGGAAGCUGGGAGCAUCGUCUCUGACAUCCCCAACUACAAGCAAGGGCAGAACAGCGUGACCAAAAACCAGUGCAAGCUGCACUCCUACCGUGUGACCUUCAAAGAUUUGGGAUGGGACCACUGGAUCAUUGCGCCCCACAAGUACAAUCCUCAUUACUGUAUGGGUGAUUGUCCUCGUAUCCUGCAUUACGGCUACAAUUCACCCAACCAUGCGAUCAUGCAGACAUUAAUCAGCGAGCUUGGUGAGGCAGAUAUCCCGUUGCCCUCUUGUGUUCCUUAUAAAUACAAACCUGUCAGUGUGCUGAUGAUGGAGAAGAACGGAAACAUUGUUUAUAAAGAAUAUGAAGACAUGAUUGCAGACUCCUGCACCUGCAGAUGACUUUGGGCUCAGGGUCAGAUAAGGACAAGAACUGAAAGGUCCUAAAGGACAUUCUGAAUUUGUACAAGCACAAUAUGAGAGAUGAGAUGAAAGUAAUGGCUGUAUUGGAGAUGAUUUACCUGUUGCCAUUUCUUGCGCAGUGCUAAUAGCAUUCACACAGCAAGGUUUCUGUAAGACUUGAACUGUUGAGUGUGAUCGAUUCAGUCUCAUCUCUCACAGUACCUGAAUUUUUGGGAAUGUAUGCAUGAAUAAGUGGAUUCUGAUUGUUAAAUGAAUGAGCUACUAUCAUGUUUUUUUUCUUCUUUUCUAUUUACUCUAUGUAUGUUAUUUGGUUCUGUCUAGUGUGUGUGUGUGUUAAUGUGACAUCUUCGAAAUGUAUUUAUGGAGAGGAAUGGAGUAGGAACAUUUUGGCACUUUAUUGAGGACACUGUACUGAAAAGUCUGUCGAAAGAAAAUAGGAAAAUGGAGAAAGAAAAAAUAAUGAAGCAUGAAAGAGCCCCGUCGGUUGACUUGUAGGCUUUAGUGUUGUUGCUGUUUCUCUUGUGUCUGUUGCAUUUGUAUUCUCUUUCUGAAUGCACCGAUUUUGCCAAUAUUUGACAAAGGGAACAGCAUCCGAAUGCAAGUGGAGAAAUGGAGCAGAUGCCAGUUUUGCACUACCUCAAAGAAGACAUCCAGUAAGAGAUCGAAAAAGACACUUUCAGAGAUGUAUUUCUUAGAGGAGGAAUGGAAAUGUAUGCACCUAAAGGAAUGUUUUAAUCCCAUGAUGAAAGAUGAUGAAAUAAAGCAGGUAUUUUGUAUUUAAAAAAAGAAAGCAAGCUUA
This is a messenger RNA of Carassius gibelio (silver crucian carp), 2127 nucleotides long. RefSeq names its product bone morphogenetic protein 15. Gene Ontology annotation, molecular function: cytokine activity; growth factor activity. Gene Ontology annotation, biological process: BMP signaling pathway; SMAD protein signal transduction. Lineage: Eukaryota; Metazoa; Chordata; Actinopteri; Cypriniformes; Cyprinidae. Gene Ontology annotation, cellular component: extracellular region. The record is from RefSeq and is a predicted model, not a curated record. The transcript has 2 exons. The coding region runs from base 180 to 1307 and encodes 375 amino acids.